CUACGUCGCCCCUCUAGCUUGGGAAAGUCGCGUACACACCCAGUCUCUACAUCCAGAUCGCGCACAGCUCCGCGGGGCUCCGACACAACUCACCAUUCGCGCAUUAUGGCGCACCAAAAACGUAUUCCCAAGGUAGCCAUUCCGAAACUCGAUCGUGGUCCCCCACCCCCACCCAAGAAACCGGCGCAGAAUCGAGAGGAUCGAGUGACCAGAGCCUGCAAGACCUGCCGCAAACGAAAGGUCAAGUGCUCUGGUGAUGUCCCACGCUGUGCCAAUUGUCAGGCCACUGGCCUUAAUUGUGUCUACGAGCAAGCACGGCGCGAUCGCUUGAAGGAGUAGCUUUCUCCAAAUGCGCUACAAAUAUGCAACAGCCACUAACCGCCUGUAGAGCGAUCGACCUGAACCAUACCUUGG
Macroventuria anomochaeta is the source of this 414-nucleotide messenger RNA. RefSeq lists its product as uncharacterized. Lineage: Eukaryota; Fungi; Ascomycota; Dothideomycetes; Pleosporales; Didymellaceae. The record is from RefSeq and is a predicted model, not a curated record. Gene Ontology annotation, molecular function: sequence-specific DNA binding; DNA-binding transcription factor activity, RNA polymerase II-specific; zinc ion binding. The coding region runs from base 106 to 339 and encodes 77 amino acids. The transcript is spliced from 3 exons. Gene Ontology annotation, cellular component: nucleus. Gene Ontology annotation, biological process: positive regulation of transcription by RNA polymerase II.